AUGUCUAGUGAAGAGACCUUUGCAAAAUUAUGUCUAGCUGAAAAACCAGCUGAAUCUCACGCUGUCAAGUCCUUGGUCUUCAAGCCAAAGACUGCCAAGACCGCUACUCCAGUACCAAUCGUGGUUGUUGCCUUGCAAACGACCAGCACCCCAUCUCCAGUGAUUGCCCAAGCCACAGCUUUGAAAGACCCAAGAUUGGCUCGUGACGAAUUGUUUAAGAGUUUCUUUAACUGUGAUACUGCCAAGGAAUUCACUUUAGGUUAUUUACCAAAUGCUACCACGGAAUUCAAGUUGUUAAUAGAUCAAAACUUGGCAGCUUUGGAUGAAACUGCUGUUUUACAAUUGAAUGACACACUUUUCAUUAAGAAAUCCGAUUUGUGCCAACACUUAUCAGCUUUUGAAUCUUACAAAAAAUUGGUUGAUUUCUCCCAAGAAGUAAAGAAGGAAGAAAAACCAAAAAAGGAGAAAACCGAUAAGAAAGAAAAAGCUCAAUCUAAGGCUGCAUUGGAAGAUGCUAAAUUGAUUGGUAUUACCGUCGAUAAAGCAAAGGAUUUCCCAGGCUGGUAUUCUCAAAUCUUAACUAAGGGUGAAAUGUUGGAUUACUAUGAUGUUUCUGGUUGUUAUAUUUUAAGACCACCUUCUUAUGCUGUUUGGGAAAACAUUCAAAGAUGGUUCGAUGACAAGAUCAAAGGUUUAGGCGUUCAAAAUGCUUAUUUCCCAAUGUUCGUGUCCUCUCGUGUUUUGGAAAAGGAAAAGGACCAUGUGGAAGGUUUUGCUCCAGAAGUUGCUUGGGUUACUAGAGCUGGUUCCUCCGAACUUGACGAACCAAUCGCUAUUAGACCAACAUCUGAAACUGUCAUGUACCCAUACUAUGCUAAAUGGAUUCAAUCUUACAGAGACUUGCCAUUGAAAUUAAACCAAUGGAACUCUGUCGUCAGAUGGGAAUUUAAGCACCCUCAACCUUUCUUGAGAACAAGAGAAUUCUUGUGGCAAGAAGGUCACACUGCUUUCUUGACUGGUGAAGAAGCCAAGGAAGAAGUGCUGCAAAUCUUGGAUUUCUACGCUGGUAUUUACGAAGAAUUAUUAGCUGUUCCAGUUGUUAAGGGUAAGAAAACUGAAAAGGAAAAGUUUGCUGGUGGUGAUUUUACCACAACCUGUGAAGGUUACAUUCCACAAACUGGUCGUGCCAUUCAAGGUGCCACCUCUCAUCAUUUGGGUCAAAACUUCUCAAAGAUGUUUAACUUAACUGUUGAAAAUCCAAAGGGUCCAGAAUUCCCAAAGGUUUAUGCUUACCAAAACUCUUGGGGUAUCUCCACUCGUUCUAUCGGUGUCAUGGUUAUGGUUCAUUCCGAUAACAAGGGUUUAGUUAUUCCACCAAGAGUUGCUCAGUUCCAAGCUGUUGUUAUCCCAGUCGGGAUCACCAAGAAGACUUCUGACGAACAACGUCAUCAUAUCCACGAAUCUGCCAGAGAUAUUGAAUCUCGUUUGAAAAAAUCUGGUAUCAGAGCCUUUGGUGAUUACAACGAUAAUUACACACCAGGUUGGAAAUUCUCCCAAUACGAACUGAAGGGUAUUCCAAUCCGUAUUGAACUAGGUCCAAAAGAUAUCGAACAAGGUCACGUUACUGUUGUCCGUAGAAAUGAUGCCCGUAAAUAUUCUGUCAAAGUUGAAGAGCUUGAAACUCGUAUUCCAGAAAUUUUGGAUGAACUACAUGACGAUUUAUUCAACAAAGCUAAGGAAUUAUACGACUCUCAUAGAGUUGUUAUUAAUGAAUGGAAAGAAUUUGUUCCAGCCUUAAACAAGAAAAAUGUCAUUAUCGCCCCAUGGUGUGGUGUUAUGGAAUGUGAAGAAGAUAUUAAGGAAUCUUCUGCCAAGAAAGACGAUGGUGAAGAGUUUGAAGAAGAUGAUAAGUCACCAAGCAUGGGUGCUAAAUCACUUUGUAUUCCUUUCAACCAACCUGAAUUGAAGGAUGGCCAAAAAUGUAUCAAAUGUGACCGUGCUGCUAUCGAAUACUGUAUGUUCGGUCGUUCUUAUUAG
This is a messenger RNA of Naumovozyma castellii, 2037 nucleotides long. Its product is annotated as proline--tRNA ligase. The transcript has a single exon. The record is from RefSeq and is a predicted model, not a curated record. NCBI's taxonomy places the organism in Eukaryota, Fungi, Ascomycota, Saccharomycetes, Saccharomycetales, Saccharomycetaceae. Bases 1 to 2037 code for a protein of 678 amino acids.